UAAAGAGUAGAUGAGUUACAUAAAAAAAUAAAAAUAAAAAGAGGGAAAGAGAUUGAUUCAAUGGCCGAGAAAGAAGAGGGUGUGAAGCUUAUAGGGUCUUGGGCAAGCCCAUUCAGUCGUAGAGUUGAGAUGGCUCUCAAACUCAAAGGCGUGCCAUACGAUUACUUGGACGAAGAUUAUUUGGUCGUCAAGAGCCCGUUGCUACUUCAACUCAACCCGGUUUACAAAAAAGUCCCUGUUUUGGUCCACAAUGGUAAAAUAUUACCCGAGUCACAACUGAUCCUUGAAUACAUCGACCAAACAUGGACGAACAAUCCAAUUCUUCCUCAAGAUCCUUACGAGAAAGCCAUGGCUCGAUUUUGGGCCAAAUUCGUCGAUGAACAAGUCACAUUGAUAGGGCUCAGGUCUCUGGUGAAAUCAGAGAAGAGAAUUGACGUUGCAAUCGAGGAAGUUCGAGAACUUAUUAUGUUGCUUGAGAAUCAAAUCACGGAAAAAAAAUUCUUCGGCGGAGAGACGAUAGGAUUCUUGGACAUGGUUGUGGGAAGUAUGAUCCCGUUUUGUCUAGCUCGGGGUUGGGAAGGUAUGGGAAUUGAUAUGAUUCCAGAGGAAAAGUUUCCAGAACUAAACAGAUGGAUCAAGAAUUUGAAAGAAAUUGAGAUCGUAAAAGAAUGUAUUCCUGAUAGAGAGAAACAUAUUGAGCACAUGAUGAAAAUUGUAGGACGAAUCAAAGCGGCCUAAAAGACAACAUGAUACUCUUUGAUCCAGUGAUGUUAAGUUGUUAACUACAUUUGUAUUGUCUUGUUAUUUAAAAGUUUUAUGAACAAUCUACUAAAUAAAGAUGAGUGAUACAUGUAUCCGCAGUGGUAGUAUAAUUUAGUUUGGAGUA
Arabidopsis lyrata subsp. lyrata is the source of this 886-nucleotide messenger RNA. RefSeq names its product glutathione S-transferase U3. Lineage: Eukaryota; Viridiplantae; Streptophyta; Magnoliopsida; Brassicales; Brassicaceae. Gene Ontology annotation, cellular component: cytoplasm. Bases 61 to 738 code for a protein of 225 amino acids. The record is from RefSeq and is a predicted model, not a curated record. Gene Ontology annotation, biological process: glutathione metabolic process. Gene Ontology annotation, molecular function: glutathione transferase activity. The transcript is spliced from 2 exons.